AUGGGAAGAUAUAAAAUAGAGAGAAAGUACAAGGUUUUGAAAGAAGAUAAUAUAGUCAAUAUAUUUAAGUAUGUAAAUUAUGAGCAAAAUGAAAGCAAAGAAAAGAUCGCUAUUCUGUAUUAUUUGUGUAAUGUCUUAGAGGAAAGGCAUAUAAUGCUUAAUGAUCAGAUACUGCAAACAUACCUAAAUUUGCUUAAAAUUUUUGAAGAUUAUUUAAUACAAACUUAUAAAAAAAAAAUAAUUUUAAUAAAUAAAAAUAAAAAUUAUUAUAAUGAAAAGGAAUUAGAGUUAGAGUUGAGUACUUCAUUAAGUAUACUGAUUCAGAAUUUCAAUUAUAUAAUUUUACAUAUAUCUUAUUUUAUAUCACUAAAUAAUAAAUGUAAAAACAGUUCAACAUUGAGAUUACAUAUAUAUUAUUUACACGUAUUAACAUUUAUUAUAUUACAAAAAUAUAUGAAAAUAAAUGAGAAAUAUAGAUAUAAGAAGAUAUUAUAUUUAUGUUAUAUUAAUUUGUUAUUACAAUUUCUUAUGAAUAUAUAUAAUUUAAAAUUAUAUGAGACAAUUCCAGAGGAUAAUUUUUACAUAAUUUCUAAAUAUAUUUUAUUAAUUAUUAAUAUUUUUCGUAAUAUAAAGAAGAAUAAAGAUAGUGAACGAUUGUUCAUAUGUUUUUAUGAUUAUGCUUAUAAAGUAAUAGAGAUUUUAGUAUGGAAAUACAGAAUAUUGGUAAAUAAAAACAAGGAGCAUAAAUAUUAUGAAAAAGUCAUAAUUUAUUAUAAAAAUUUAAUAUCAUUUAUAUAUUCCUAUAUAGAAAAGUUAAAGAUAUUGAAGGGUGUUGAAAAAUAUAUAUUAUUUAAUAAAAAAAAAAUAUUUAAUAAUUAUACUUUACUAUCUAUAAUAAAAAACACAGUAGAUAUACAUUUUGUUAGUAACACUUUUAUAUACUCAAUCACUGAUAAUAAAUUUACAGAUUUUGAAUUAAAUAAAAAUAAAAAUGUUAUAUUUAAUGAGAUUGAGAAAAAUCCUCAAGAUGAAUUAGAGAGAAAUUCAAAAUAUGAGCAUGUUGAAUAUAAAGAUAAGCAUAAAAAAAUACGAGAAGAUAAACAGGAUGUAAGUGUUGAUAUAAUAAGAAAAAAAGAAGAAGACAAUAAAACUAGCAUAAUAAAUAAAGAUAUAAAAAAUAUUAAAGAAAAGGAUCAGCAUAAAAUAACGAAAGCAAUAUUUUUAAAUAUAAAUAAUGAUGUAGUAAAAAAUAUAAUAUUAUUAAAAAUAUUAAAAUUAUCUGAAACAUUAUUAUUAAAAAAUGGAAGAUUAUAUUUGAAUUUAUAUAUACAUUGUUUAAUAAAUAAUGUUAGUAAUUUAACUAUAAAAGAAAUAUAUAAUUCUUUACAAGAUAUAAAAAUAGUUGAUAAGAAUGUCUGUAUGUAUUAUAGAUUUUUAAAUUUGUUUGAAUAUUAUUUGAAUAUAUACUUUUAUAUAAUUAACAUAGAUAAAAUUGAUAACAUAAAAAAUAGAGACAGUCAUAAUAAGUAUCAUGUGUAUAGCAACAUGAUAAAAAAUGUUGUAUUUUAUUUGUAUGAAAUGUAUAUGUUAUUUAUUUUGUUGUUGAGUUCAGACAACAAUUUUUUAGUAUUUUUUUUUAAGUAUAUAAAUAAUGAUAUAGAGAGUGACGAAAACAGCAUUCAAGGUAAGGAUUGCAAGAAAAAUUUUUUGAAAAAUGGAUUUUAUUUUAUUAGAAAUAUAUUACACACAACCAUGUCUAACAAAAUUAUCAGUAUUAAUAAUGUGACACAACUUAUUGUGGAUUUAAUAUUUAUGAGUAAUAGUAUUUAUUAUUUGCCAGUUUUAAAAUGUUUAUACAAAAAUAAUGAAAAGUUAAAUUUAUUUAUUGAAAAUAAAAUGUUGAAAGAUUUUAAAGAAACAAAAAUAGUUGUUAAUAUAAAUAAGAAAAAUAUAUAUUUUAACGAAAAAUAUAGAAAUAUGUCAUUAAACAAAUUUAAGGAUUAUAUAUUAUACACAAAAUCUAUGAAUAUGUCUUCGAAUAAUUAUUUUGAUAUGAUAGCUAUAUCAGAUUUAAAUGUUUGGGUAGACAUGAAAAUGGAUUUUCAUUUAUAUAUAAAUAGUUAUGUAAGAUCCUUUAUUUUAUUUUCAGAAAAAAAAGCAAAUUAUAAAAUUUUACAGCACAUACAAUAUAGUAGACAUAAAAAUGUAUGUGAUGUUGUCGGUUCGAGUUUAGAGAAUGAAUGUUAUAAAAAUGGUGAGAUAAAAAGGGAUAAGUAUGUCGAAAACUUUAUAAAUUGUGUAGAUAUAGAAAAUAAUGACAAGUAUAAAGGUGGAGAAAAGAAAAAUGAAUAUAAAAAUUAUGAAUUUUAUGAAAAUGGAAAAAAAAUAAAACAUAACAAAGACACUUGUGCAAGCAAAAAGUUUAAAAAUGUUAGUUUUUCUAAUAAUUUUAAUACGAUAAAAAAUAAAGAUAAUAAAAUUGAUAAAAUAUAUUCUUCACUUAUUAUACAACAUGGAAAUAGAGAUUGUGAGGAUAGAAAAUUGAAGGAUGAAUAUUAUACAAAGUUAUAUUUUUCCUUUUUGGCAAAUAAUAUAUUAUCAAAAAUUAUGAAAAAUAAAAAGAAUAGUUGUUAUUAUUCGGAAGUACAGAACAAUACUCAAAACUAUUUAGGACUAUAUAUAAAUAAAUUACAAUAUUAUUGUAAUAAUAUAUUUAAUUGUAAAUAUAUAUUUCGUUACAACUUGAGUAAUUGUAUUAAGAAAAUAUUUUUGGAAAAAAAAAAUAACUUUAAAAGUUCAAAUAAUAAUGUAUUAUGGAAUAUAUAUUCAUUUGAUGGUACACAACAUAGUUUGAAUAAAACCAACAAUGAGAUUUUAUUAAAUAAUAAAAGUUUUUACAUUAAAGGUAUAAAAAAAAAAAAGAAUUCUUCAGUAUAUGAUGCUUUAAAUAAUAUGCUCAAUUAUAAAAGUAUCUAUUUUGAUAAUGAGAAUUAUUAUUUUAAUUUUUUAUUUAACAUUAAGUAUAUACAAAAUUUAAAUGACAAUAUUAAUGAUUACUUUUUACUAAAAAAAAAGCAAGCACAUAGAAAUCCAAUAUUUAAUAUAAAUUUAAAUAUAAAAGAUAAGAUAAAGGAGAAAAUGAAAAAUACUCGUAACGACAUUUCUUAUGAUUCAAAUCAUAAAUUUUUAGCAAAGUCGUUUGAGGAUAAUAUCAAAAUAAAUGAUGGAAGCAUAAAUAAAUCAAUACUUAAUGACUUAUUUUUAAAUGGGGAAUGGAAUUAUAAUGAUUUUUUUAGUAGUAGAAAAAAAUAUAAUGAAGAUUAUUUACUUUAUUUUCUUUUUUUAAAUUAUAAUUAUUGUGUAUAUAAUUAUAAAUCAAAAAGUUGUCUUCAAAAAUUUUUAUUAUUAAUAUUAAAAUAUUUUAAAAAAAUUAUUACACACAUAAAUAUAUAUAAAUACACCUGUGCAACAAUAUUAUUUCUAACAUCUUAUUUGGAAAAAAAACCAUUGCCAUAUUUAGAUUUGUUUAUGAUAACGAAUAAUGUAAGUAAUGAUAUGUAUUUUGGUCCUUUAGAAAAAUAUAAUGAGUUAAAUAGGUUAAGGAAAGAAAUAAAGAUGCAUCUAGAUGUGAAUAUUACAGAUGUGAGUGAUUCAAAUCAAGAAGAUAAUAAUUGUAGAAACGAUAAUAAUUUUACUAAUGAAAAUUUUAAUAAUUUAUGUGAGGGUAAAAAAGGGGAUAAUUCAUUAGAAAACAUAUGUGAAAUAAAAAAUCGAUCCUUGUUGCCUCAAAUAAAUAAACACAAAAAGAAAAAAAAAGGAGUUAAAGUAAAAUGUGAAGAUGAAAAAGAAGAUAUAAAUAAUAAGGAAAGAAAUGGUAUAUUAUUUGAUGAAGUAGAUAAUAGUUUUAAAAAAAUGUCAUUGAAUCAGAUACUUGUAAAUCGUAUUACUAAGGAGUACAGUUAUGUAAAAAAAAAUGUAUUUAAAAAUAUGAAAAACUGUAAACAUCACAAUUCAAAAAUUGAAAGCAAAGAACAUGAUAAUAAAAAGAAGAAAGAUGAGAAAUAUUUAAUUUUUUAUAAAGAAGAUUAUAAGACAAUAUUGAAAACACUUCUUACCAUAAUAGACAAUAUAAAAAUAUAUAUUUUUAGUAACAUUUUUCAUUAUCUAUAUAAGGAUCGAAGAAAUUAUAGUAAGCAUAUAAGUUUACUAUCAUUAUAUUUUUACAAAAUAUAUUUUACAAUGUUUUAUUUAGAAGUAUAUAAAAAGGAUAUAAUAAAUAAGAAUGUGAUUGAGAUGGUAAAAAAUAAGCUUAUAGAAAUAACUCCAGUUUUAUGUAUAAAAUAUAUGAACAUAUAUAAUAUUCAUAAUAUAUGUAAAAUAGAAAUAUUAAAAAUAAUAAAAGAGGAAAAGAAUGAAAAAAGAAAUAAUAAGAAUAAUUCCGAAAAUGAAGAGAUAAACUUAACAAGUGACGAUUUUGAUAAGCUUUAUAUACUAAUAAUAUAUUAUAUAGAAAAUAUAAGAAAAAAAGACAACAUAUUAUUUAGUUUAUAUUUAUUAUUAGAUAAAUAUAUAUUUCGAAAUAAAUAUAUACAUAAAAAUAUUAAAGAGUUAGUAAAUUAUAGAAUAUUUGUAUUCCUAUAUGAUAUGAACAAAUUUUAUGACUAUAAUUAUAUUUUUACAACAAUGUUUAUAUUAAUGAAUAUUAUGAGUUAUAAUAAAUUUAUAAGGAAUUAUAUUUAUUAUAUAUUUGAUUAUAUAUUUAAAUCAAAGAUAAAUGUGAUAUAUGAUUGUAGAUUUCUUGUAUGUUUUUUAAAAAAUUUAGAAAAAAGUAGUCUUGAUUAUGCUUUUUCAAAAAUUUCGAUACAAGAAAAUAAACAAUUUAAAAAUGUAAUAAAACGGAAGAAAGCAAAUUUGAUUAAAAUUAUAUAUAAAGUGAAUUUAUACGUUACUAUUAAUUAUUUAUUAUUUUUAAAAAUGUUAAAUUGUUGCAAAUUUUUUCUAUAUUUAUAUUCAUAUUUUUUUUAUGAAUUUUAUAUUUUGUGUGUUAAGAAAUAUGCAAAGAAAUAUGAGAGCAAUUAUUACAAUUACAGUGGAAUAAAUAAUUGUAGAAAUCAAAUAGGAUGUUCUUUUUCAAAAAAAAACAUAAAAUCUCAAAUUUCAAGUAUAUCUCGAAAAGAAAAAAUGGCAAAUAAAAAAAAUGACUUCCAAAAACUUAUGAGUAAUAAUACAGAUAUAUGCGAUGUAGAUCUUAAAAAAAGUGGAUCUGAUGGUGUUGUAAUAAUUGGGCAUAGAAAAAAGAAUCGAAGAAUUAAAACGGCAAAUGAAUAUCUUUUUAAUGGUGAUGCCAAAGAUGAAAAAAAUAAUAAAGAGUGUGCAGAUGAACGCAAAUGUGUAUUAAAAAGUGAAAAAAAAAAUAUGAAGAGAAAUAAUGCAGAGAAUAAUAAUUCCUUAAAAUAUAUUAAAAAAUAUACAAAAUAUAAAUAUGAUAAAAAAAUUAGUAAUUUUAUAACACGAUCAUAUUAUGACCGCGAGGAUAUUAAAUACGAAGAAAAAGGAGUAAGGAGAGAAAAUAUUAUAUUUAUAGAUAGAAGAAAUGAAAAUGGUGAAAUUGUUAAAAAUGAAAAAAGGAGAACAAUAAUGUUGAAAAAGAAUAAAAAAAAGAAUACAAUUUUUUUAGGGGGAAAUAAUGAAUUUGAUGGACUUGGUAAUAAGGAAAAUAGUGAUAAUGAUAUGAGUUAUUUAAAAAUAAUAAAAAAAGUGAGAGGAAGUAAAUCAUAUAUAUAUAAUGUAUAUGAUAUAAAAAUCGGUAAACCUGUUUUACAUAAUAAAAAAUAUUUUAAAGAAUAUAUAAACGUAGUAAACUAUGUUGUGUGUAUAUUUUUAUCUACUAAUAUUACAAAUUUAAAUAUGAAUAUGUUAAACAAUUAUUAUAUAUAUAUUAUAUCAAAAAUUAUAAAGAAGAACUUCAAAUUUUAUUUUUCAUAUUUUUAUUAUAUUAUAUUUAAAAAGAAAAAUAAUAGAUAUAAAAAUAUACAUAAUAUAAAUUUUUACAACAUCUUAAAUAAUACAUGUAAAAAUAAAAUAGACAUGUGUAAAAUAAGUAUAAAAAAUAAGUAUAUAUAUGUUUUGAAUACAUUAUCAAGUAUGUUGAGUGUAUAUAAUUAUAAAUAUGCAUUUUUUAAUUAUUAUUUUGUUUAUUUUUAUAAAAUUGUGAAAAUGAUGGCAAUGUUUUCAGUUAAAUCAAUAUUAAUUUCGAAUAUACUGAUAGACACAUAUAAUGAUGCUAUAUAUAAUGAUAAAGAUUCAAAUGGUAGCAAGCAAAUAAAUAAUAUUAGCAAGAGUAAUAAAUAUAGCAGAAAUACAGAUUAUGAUCACAAAAGUUAUUAUAUAAGCCCAGAGGAAAACAAUAAUAAAUCAAAUGAAAUAGAAGGAAUUUCAAGCUUUAUAAAUGAAAUUAAUGUAAUCGAUAAACGCUACAACAAUGAUAGAGGUGAAAACAGAGUGAUAGACAAAAAUGAAAAAGACGAAUUUUAUGAAAAUAUGAACACAAAAAAAUGGGGAAAAAAUAAUUCUUUAUUUCUUAACAAAGACAAUAAAAAUUAUAUUGAUAGUGAUAUUAUAAUGAUAAAGUGGUAUAUAUUCUAUUUUUUAAAGGAGGAAAAGACUUUGAUAAAAUAUAAUUUAAAAGAUUCAAAAUUAACAAACAAAAUAGUGUUAGAUAAAUAUAUAAAGCAUAUUAACAAUAUGAUGUUGUUAUAUGUAAUGGUUAAUUAUAUGAUAUUGGUAUAUAAAAAUAUAAGUUUAAAUAAGAUGCACAUUAUAAAGAACAAGCUAGAAAAGUUAGAUUAUUAUAAUUAUUAUUUAAUGAAAAAAAUAGUAAGUAUAUAUUUUUUAAACGUACCGUAUUUAUGUAACUAUUUAAUAGUAGCUUUUGAAUUUUUUAGCAAUUUUUGCAAUACAUUUUUAUGUAUUAAUUAUGAUUCAUUUGGUUUAACAAAACAGAUAAAGUUGAUUUUUAAAAAUCAUUAUAUGUAUUAUUUGUCAAAUUUUUCUAAUCAAAUAAAAAAUUUAAAAACAUACUAUCAUGUGAAUUACUACAAAAGUACAAAUUUAUAUUUUUACAAUUAUAAGAAAAGACCUGAUAAAUUUUUUGAGUCAAUUAAAGAAGUAGAAGAAGGGGAUAAGAAACAUACACAUUGCAAUUCACCAAGUAUGACAAAAGUAGGAAAUACAGAGGAUCAAAGAUGUGGUUCCUUUGAAAAUAAUCGAGGUUGCAUAAGGAAUUACAAUAGUGCUUAUUCAAAUAUUUAUUAUAGUGAAGGUGAGAUAAAAAGGAAUAUAUCACGUCGUUAUGAUGAAAAUGAACAAAAUUAUAAUGGAAUAAAAAAUGAUGAAAAUAGGGAUGAGAUUGAAUAUGAUAAUUAUAUAAGUGACUAUGAUGAUUAUAUUUAUAAAGAUUGUUUUUUCGAAUUAAAGGAUAUACUGAAAAAAGGGAUAAGAAUAUAUAUAAAUAAUUUAUAUAGCAGAAGUAUUAAGAAUUUGUAUUAUUUUAUAGACCUCUUUAACGAUACAGAAUGUAGCAUACAAUUUUUAAAUUUAUAUUUAUAUGAGAAUGUAAGAAUUAAAGAUAUAUAUAAUAAUAUAAAUUUUGAAGGUUUGAAUAAUAUUUAUUUAUAUAAUUCUAAGGUGUUAAAAAUAGACUAUCAUUUUAUAUCAUUGACAUUUUUAAUUUUGAUAAGAAUAUUUAAUUUUGCUUCUAAUUUUUUUCAUUCUUCUAAUUAUUUUGUACAAUUAUAUUCAAGAUAUAAAUAUAAUUAUUUCUUAUAUAAUAGUACCGCACAUAAAUAUUUUUUAUUUUAUAAUAUAUAUUUUUUUUUGACAAAUAAAAAUCCAGAAAAAAGAGAAGGCUUACUUAAUUUAAAAAUAAAUAAAGAUAUAAUAAAUUUAUGUAUUCCAGAUAUUUUUUAUUUUAACAAAUUGCUUUUACAAAAAUGUUUUAUGUAUUUAUCUUUUUUUUUCCACAAUUUCAAUCAUAUAUUAAAUGAUAUAUAUUGUGUGAAUUGUCUAAAUAAAUAUUCAGUUGGAUGUUAUGAUCAAAAUGCUAGUCCUAUAGAGCUUGGUAAAUCUCAUGAAAUGAAUGUAGAUAAAGAAAAAAAAGUAUUUAAAGAAAGAAAAAGGAUAGUGGAUGAUAAGAUAAAUAAUUAUUAUGGAGAUAGUAUAGAAAGAACAGAUAAAAAAGCCGAUGAAAAUAGCAUGUGCAAGAAAAAUGUGAAAGAUAAAUUGAAUAAUAAGGGUGAUGUCGAAUAUUAUGAUAUGUAUGAUGACAACAUAAAAGAGAACAUAAUAGACAAAGUGAUAAACAUAAAUGAUAGUGAUGAUAUGAAAUAUGAAAAGAAUGAUAAAUUAAAAAAUAAAUAUAUGUGUGAUCAUAUUGAACACGAGGAAGAUACAAAAAAUAUCAUGGGAUGUAAUAGUAAAGAAUAUAAGGAUACUAAUAAACAAGGCAUAUCCAAUAUUGAAAAAAAAGAAUGUGCCACUCCACAAACAAAAGGAAAUAAUAUUGCAUCUUAUUUUAAAAACAAAUUUGCCAAUUUAAUGAGACAUAAUGAAAAUGAAAAAGAGCCAUCUUAUAUAAUGCGCAAAAAUAGCAAUAGAAGUUUAUAUGAUGGAAUAUCUUAUACAAAUUCAGUUUCAAUUAUAAAUAGCAAAAUAAAAUCGGAAGAUUAUCCAAAUAAUAUUAAAAAGGGCAAUAAUAAAGAUAGUAAUGUGAAUAUUACGUAUGACAAAAAUAAAGAGCGUGAAGAUUCAUCGACAUCAUUUUCAAAUAAUGAUAGAAAAAAUGAUUUAGUUUUAUUAAAAGCAUAUAAAACUAUGUUAAAUUAUAAAAAGAUUAACAAAAAGAGAUUAUAUGAUUAUGUUUUGGAGGAAGAACUACGUUGUACAUGUAUAAAUAAAUAUGUAUAUGUUUGCAAUUUGAUAUAUAAUUGUCUUAUUUAUAUAUUCGAAAUGAAACUAAAGUGUAAAGACAUGACGAAAAAACACCAUAGAAUUCCAUUUAAUAUAUUUAAAAAAAAAAAGGAGAAAAACAAAAAAACAAAAAUGGAAAAUUUAGCUAGCUACAACAACAAUAAUAAUCAGAUAAUAAUUAACACGAAUUAUUUUGGAAAUGUUGAUUUUACCAUUUUAAAUAUUUUAUAUAUGAGUGAAAAUAUUUAUAUGAAUUUAUAUAAAUGUAAAUUAUUUACGGAUAUGUGUAUAUUUAAUAAUAUAAAAUAUACAUGUAUGGAAAAUAAAGAAGCAAACAAAAAAGAUAGUUAUAAAAAAAAUAAAAUUAAAAUACUAAAAAAUAACACUAAAGUAACGAAUGCAUCGAACAAUAAAUCUAUAAAUAAAGCAGAUUUAAAUUCGAAUGAUGAUAUUUCAGAUAAUCACAGUGUCCCUUUUGGAGUAAAAACGAGCAGCUCAUAUACAUCGUCAAAUAAAAUAACUGAAUCGGAAUAUAGUGAAAAUUUCUAUAAAAGUUUUAAGCAUAUACAUUCAAAUGGAAAAAUGAAUUAUGAUGAUAUAAAGGAUAGAAAAAAUAAUUGCAACUCAAUUUUAGAGAAAACUGAUAAACCAAAGAAAAAAAGCAAAAAAUUAAGUAAUUAUUUUAGGAAAAAAAAACACGAUGAAAACAAUAAUUUACUAUCAAUUUAUAAUGAGAAGGUAAAUAAAAAGAAGGAAAGAAAAAUCCUCAAAAAUUAUGAGCAUGAUAUAGAUGACAUACCAAUACAAUACAAUAAUAAAAAGACAAAGGAAGUAGUAUAUCAAGGGGAAAGCAAGAAAGAUUGUAGUCUGGCAUAUGGAUUAUCAGUGGAUACAGAAAAAAACAUCCUUAAUAGCAUCUAUACCAACCAAAAGAAACAAUCAAAAACAAACAAAAAAAAACAUUUAUCAUUAUCCAGAGACAGUAGUAAUUCUAAAAAUUAUUUGGAAAACAAAUCAAUAAACGAUAAUACACAAAUAAAUAGUAAAUUGAGUAAUAGUGAUCAAAAUAUAUACGAGGAAACAAAUGAAACAUUUGAUUGCUUUGAUAUUGAAAAUGAAGGUACUAAGAUGGGUAAUAAAAAAAAGACUAAGGCUGUUAUACAGAAAACUAAUCGAAUAGAAAUGGUUGUUAAAAAUAUGGUAAAAAAAGAAAAAGAGAAGAAAAAGGUUAAAAGAAAUAAAAAUAUAAAAAUGGAGAAGGAAAAUGAAAAAAGCAAAAAUAAGAAUAAAAAGUUGAAAAAGAAAAAUAGAAAGAAGAAGAAAAAAAGAAAAUCACCUCACGAUUACGAAAAUAUAUACAAUGUUAAUAUGAAAGAAAAAUGGAGCAUUCGGAAAUUGUUUUUUAAUAAAAAUAAGAAUAAUAAAAAGAGAAAGAAAAGAAAUAGUAACCAAAGUAAUAUAAGUGACAAUAUGAGAAUUAAUAACUUAUUUGUUAAAUAUAAACCAAGAAAUGUUAAACAUAAUAUUCUUAAUAAAUUGCUAAAAAUAAAUAUUGGUGAUAAUGAAGAGAAUGUUGAAAGAAUAAAAAAUUUAUUAAUCACAUUUUAUAGUAAUAAUAAUGAAAAAAAAAUAAAUAACUAUAUUCAGAACAUAUUUAAUUACACAUCAUUAUAUUCAAAUUUUAACGUAUUCUAUAAAAGAAAUAUAGAAAUAUUAGACUAUAAGACAAAAGUGGGAAACAGUUUGAUAAAAGUAUUAUAUUCUAUUUCUUAUAAACAUAAUAUAUCGAUAUUUUACAAAAUAUGUAAAAAGAUUGAAUACAUAUAUAAUUACUUAAAUUUAUCAUUUUACAACGAUUUAUUUAAUACGAAUACUAAAGAUAUAAAUGAUAGGAUAAAUAAAUAUUCAUUAUUUAUGUUGAUAAAAUAUUUAAAAUACCAUAUGCACAAUAAUAGACAGUUGUUUAAUAUAUUUAUAGUCAAAAUAAUAAAUUUUAUAAAUCAUAAUAUACAUAAUAUAUCAGAAUUUUUAUGUAUGCAUAGAUAUAACGACUUACUAAACAUAAUUAAUCAUUAUAUUGUGAAUACAAAUAUAAAUGAUAAGUUAACUUUAAAUAAAUAUAAUAUUUUUUUAUUAGGAGGAAAUAAAUUAUUAUAUGCUCCCGUAUCAAAUAUAUUAUUUUUAUAUUGUAAUGAAUUAAGCCUUAAUGAUAUUAUGAAGAUUUUGUAUAGUCAUCCACAGUAUAGUCUUUUUAUUAAAAGUGUAGCAAUAAAUGAUUUAUUAUAUUCAUAUAAAAAAAACACGAUAACAAAUGUAAUAUAUUUGCAAUUAUUUGAAUAUUUAAAAGUAGAUUUAGGAAACAGAAUAUUUUUUUUUAUUGUAUUUUUUUCUUUUCAAUCAUUCCGAUUUUUAUACACAUUUUUUAUGAACAUGCACACAUAUAUGAAUGAUGAAUUUUUAGGGCAUUUAUCAUAUUAUGAGAAUUUUAGAAAUAAAAGAGAAAGUUGUAUAAUUCCAAUUGAUGGGCAAGAUAACAAUCUUUUAAGUAUUUGUAAUGAUAAUAUUGAAAACUGUUUGAUAUUUAAUAAAGAUUUAUUUGAAAAACGAAAAAGAAAUAUAUUUAAAGAUAUUUUGCUAUUAUGGCCUUGGAAAAAACAAGAAAAAAAUGACCUAUCGAAUGAGUAUAAAAAUAAUAAUAAAAUAGUUACUAACAAUAUAAAUAUUAAUAAUUUUAUAUAUUUUAAAUAUAAUAAUUAUGUAAAAAAGAAAAAUGUUUUAUCAUUAAAAAUAUCGCUUAUUAAAAAAAUAUUCCUAGAAAAUUUGGAUAGCAAAAAUCGAGAUAUAUUACUAGAAUCAUGUCGUAUUCACAAUAAAAUUUUUUGUCUAAGUUUAGAAGCUUCAAAAAUGGAUAAGAAUAUACAACUAGAUUUUGUAAAAAUGGAAAUUAGAAAUAUGCUUAACAAUACAAAUAUUGAGAAAAUAAAAUUAUUAACAUCCAAUAAUAUAGUGUCCUAUUUAUCUGACGAUAUAAAAAUAUUAAUGUCAGCAACAAGAUCACCAUUAUUGUUAUCUUUUAAAACAAUAAAGAGUAAUUUGAAAAAUUAUAUGUAUUUUAAUAACCCUUUUAAACACUAUUCGGGUAUGUUUAAUAGUAGUCAUGAAAUUGAUCUUAAGAAAAUUUCAGAUUUUUUCUCAUCUACAGAGUUUGAUGUUGCUGAACAAAACAAACAAAGGAAUGAUAAAAUUUUACAUUAUAAUAGUAAUUUAUAUUUAGGGAAUAAAUCAGAAAGUAUUUUAAGUGAUAAUUUAAAAAAAAUAGAUUAUUUUAUUAACAAAAUAAAUGAAAAAAACGAUCUAUGUAACGAAGAAAAUUUUGAUGGCGAUUUUGCUCAAAGAGACUGUAUUUAUAAAGGACAUGGAAAUACCCGAUUAAUGAAUAACAAAGAGGAAAAUGAAGAAAGGAAGCAGUUACUUAAUAAAACACAUGAAGAUGUAUCAUAUAUUUAUAAAGUAAAUGAUGAUGUUCGACAAGAUAAAUUAGUUAUUCAAAUAAUUUAUAUAUUUAUACAUAUUUUUAAUGAUUACAAACUUUUUUAUAACUUAUUUCCAUAUAAUAUCAUAACAAAUAAAUAUUACAAUGUUGAUUUAAAUAAAGGUGAGAAUACUAUGGAUAGCCAUAAUAUAAACAUUUUUGUUAAAAAUGUAAAAGAGGAAGAAAAAAGUACAAAUAAUGGAAAAUCAGAAAAUAAGCGAAAAUUUUCGUUUUCAUUUCAUUUAUUUAAAAAGAAAAAGGUGAAGAACGAUAAGAUGAAAGAUAAGAGUAGGGAUAUAGGUCCAGAUACACAAAGAAGUGGUAGUGCUAUGAAUAAGGAUAAAAUUUAUACUUGUAAAGACUCACAAAGUUAUGGUAAUAUAAACUAUACAUUUUCUAAUCAUAUUAGCACAAAUUCUAAAACAAUUGAUGUUUCUAAUAUAAAACAAAAAAAAAAAAAAAAAAAAAAGUUUGAAAAUUUGGGUGCAGUUAUUGAAGUUUUACCCAAAACAAAAAGUAGACAUGAAAUAGGAAGAAAAUAUCAAAAUAUAAUAAAAUUUUAUCAUUUAAAAUUUUCAAAUAUUUAUGUUUAUAUUUAUGCUUUGAAAAAUUUUAUAUCGUCUUUGGCUGCAUAUUCAUUAAUGUCCUUUAUUUUACAAGUAAAGGAUAGACAUAAUGGGAAUUUGUUAUUUGAUGAGUAUGGAAAUAUUGUGCACAUAGAUUUUGGCUAUAUAUUAAAUAUUUAUCCAGGUUUUUCUAUAAAUUUUGAGCUUGCCCCAUUUAAGCUCACCAAGGAAAUGAUUAUGCUUUUAACCAUCAAUAAUCAGAGAAAGCAAUAUUUCAUUUUUACAUAUAUUCAUCUAGUUGUGAAAGGGUACUUGCUUUUAAGACAAAAAAGUGAUUGGAUAAUUUCGUGUAUAGAAAGUUUAUCGAAUUCGGAAAUUAACUGUUUUAAAUAUAACACCAUUGAAAAGUUGAAAAAACGAUUGAACCUGGACAAAAAUGACAACGAUGCGAGUAUUUUUAUGAUUAAUAAAAUUCAUCAAGCUUACAACAACAUAACUACUAUUAUGUAUGAUUACAUUCAAAAUAUUCAACAAGGAAUACAAUAA
Plasmodium vinckei vinckei is the source of this 13611-nucleotide messenger RNA. RefSeq names its product phosphatidylinositol 4-kinase, putative. The transcript has 6 exons. Gene Ontology annotation, molecular function: 1-phosphatidylinositol 4-kinase activity. The record is from RefSeq and is a predicted model, not a curated record. Bases 1 to 13611 code for a protein of 4536 amino acids. Gene Ontology annotation, biological process: phosphatidylinositol-mediated signaling; phosphatidylinositol phosphate biosynthetic process. Gene Ontology annotation, cellular component: membrane; cytoplasm. Lineage: Eukaryota; Apicomplexa; Aconoidasida; Haemosporida; Plasmodiidae.